CAUCAUUAUUCCAUUUAGAUGUUAGGGUGGAACUGAGGAAGGCAAUACUUGAUGAGGCUAUAUAUAUGUGCAUGCAAGCCACAAGCGUUGCAAAAUAAUUCCAUAGACUUUAAAACGUGAUGAGGGUCACUCUCAUUCUUCUUCUUAUUUCUUUCCUUUCCACAAUCAGUGACGCCACAACCAUUGCAGUUAAUAACAACAAUGGUUCACUCACCAACAUUGAUCCCUCAAAAUUGAGUUUUAAGUUCGCAGUGUCUUGGCCCCUGGGCUUCUGCAAAAUCAAUACGUGCUCGCAGAAGCCCGCGGACUUGCCUAAGAUUUUCACCAUUCACGGUCUUUGGCCCAACUACAAUGGCCAAUGCACCGAUUCGGCCGAACAAUACGAUUUCACCAAACUUUCGUCCAUCUAUGCAAAUCUUAAGAAGUAUUGGCCUAACAUUAAGAGCAGUAUGAGACCAGAGCAAUUCUGGGGUAACGAAUGGACGAAACACGGCGUGAAAUGCAACCUAUUCACCGUGAAGGGGUACUUCGACGAGGCUCUCCGCUUGUAUGGACAAGUCCAGUCUGGUCUAAACCUUCUCACCCAAGAACCUUUGAAGACAACGGUCGAUUCCAUUCGGGGUUUGAGAGCAUUUCAAGGAAAGAAACCGUUUGUGCUGUGCAAGGAAGUGAGUGUGGGCAAGCAGAGGAUAAACUAUUUGGAAGAAUUAAGGUUUUGUCUCAAUGGGAACAGAGAGUUCAUCGACUGCGAACCUCAAGCUUCGCAAGAUCGGUUCUGUUCUAAACAGUUCAAAUACAGUGCAACGUUGCGGGAGUCCUUGCUGGGCAUGGUUGCUGAUCAAGAAGAGUUCAUAGAAGGUGUUGUGGCAUAACAUAUAUUAUGAUUUAUAUUAUGAAAAUAAAUGGUAAAAUCCCAUUGGGUACGUACCCUUUGUAAAAUUUAAAAUAAAACUAAACAAAAUAAGUGUGGCCGGGUAGGUGACUCUGCAAGAGCAUCUAAAUUGAAAAUUUCUCAAUGGGACUCAUAGGAAGCACCCAAAAAAUAAAUGCAGAGCAUGAAUAGAAUUGGGUAUGUCCUUGCAUAAUACCCUUGAUCUUGUGGACUACUCCCAUCCGGAGUACAUUCGGAGAAUAAACAUUGUUUUGGCUA
Molecule: messenger RNA, 1150 nt
Organism: Cuscuta campestris
Lineage: Eukaryota; Viridiplantae; Streptophyta; Magnoliopsida; Solanales; Convolvulaceae
Source: the annotation of a GenBank genome assembly